Molecule: messenger RNA, 498 nt
Organism: Rotaria sordida
Lineage: Eukaryota; Metazoa; Rotifera; Eurotatoria; Philodinida; Philodinidae
Source: the annotation of a GenBank genome assembly
AUGAAUUUGAAUAAAAAUCGACAACAAUCGGAAACAAUGGAAAAAAAAUCAAAUAAACGUCAACGUACUAGAAAAGUACAAUAUUUGAAAAAGAAAUAUCGUACAUCAAGUCCACAUAUGAAAACAAUAUCUAAUGAAACAAAUCAUCAAUAUAUAGUAGAAGAUAUGAUAGAAAUUAAUGAGGAUAAAUUAUUAUUCAUAUCACAGGAAUCUCUACUAAAAAAGAAAUAUUAUCCUUCGUAUACUGGAUUAAAUUUGGAUCCAACUCUACUUCUAUCUGAUUAUUCACAGAUAUCUAACAAGGACUUUCAACAAAUGUUAUUCACAAUAAGCACAACAGAUACUGAGAGACAGUUUUUAGUUGAGUUAUUCAAUAAUGAAGAACUAUUGACUUAUACUCGUCAACUGACACAAUUCAUCAAUAAAUUAAUUUAUUCAAAAUUACAAUAUGAACAAUGGACAUAUUACUAUCAUCUUGGUAUAGGUGAAGGUAUUUAG